Molecule: messenger RNA, 1745 nt
Organism: Haliotis rubra (blacklip abalone)
Lineage: Eukaryota; Metazoa; Mollusca; Gastropoda; Lepetellida; Haliotidae
Product: quinone oxidoreductase-like
Exons: 9
Coding region: 57-1208 (383 amino acids)
Cellular component (GO): cytosol
Molecular function (GO): mRNA 3'-UTR binding; quinone reductase (NADPH) activity; zinc ion binding
Source: RefSeq, a predicted model, not a curated record
UUGAUAGCGACGUAGACAGUUCCCGACACUUACCGAUACAUAAAUGCUGCUAGGACAUGACCUUAUACUUGUCGUGCGCCAGUUGUCAUGGUAUCAUUGUCAGUCUUCUAAUACUGUUGGCGUGUUUGGUUCCGCGCACCUCCCAACUUGCACAAGAGGCUGCAGGUAGUGUCGGGGAUGAUCACUGUCACGCGUCCGACCAGGGUUGUAUGUCCAGUAGAAGCUUUGCACGUGCAGUAAUGAGGGCGAUCAGAGUCACAGAGUUCGGGGGGCCGGAAGUGUUGAAAGUACACAAUGAUGUCCCAAUACCUCAACCCAAGUCAUCCGAGGUGCUGAUCAAAGUGAGUGCUGCAGGUGUCAACCCAGUAGACACGUAUAUCCGUAGCGGUGUGUAUCCAGCCAAACCUGCCCUGCCGUACACCCCUGGGAUGGAUAUCGCGGGGGUCGUCCAUGACGUUGGGGCAGAUGUGAAGAAAUUCAAGAAGGGUGAUCGCGUGUACUCCAUGCGGACAUCUUCAGGAGGUUAUGCUGAGUUCACCACAGUCGAGGAGAAGUAUAUCGGUCGUCUUAGUGAUGGCAUCACAUUCCAACAGGGUGCUGGAAUUGGAGUUCCCUACUACACAGCUUACAGAGCACUCCUGCUGAGAGGUGAGGCCCGUCCUGGCCAGACCGUCCUUGUCCAUGGUGCCAGUGGUGGGGUGGGCUCUGCAGCUGUCCAGGUCGCCAAGUCUCUUGGUAUCCGAGUGCUCGGAACGGCAGGGACUCCAGAAGGUGUGGAGGCUGUCAAGAAGAAUGGAGCAGAUGUGGUGUUCAACCACCGUGAGGAGGGUUACAUUCAGAAGAUCAUGGAUGCAACAGGAGGUGAGGGGCCAGAUGUCAUCCUUGAGAUGUUGGCCAACGUUAACCUGGAGAAGGACCUUGGCAUGAUCAAGUUACGUGGGCGGAUUGUGAACAUUGGUUCCCGUGGACCUACAGAGAUCAACCCACGUGCCACAAUGGGGAAAGAGUGCACCAUCACGGGCGUCAUGCUCAUGAUAUCAUCAGAUGCUGACUGGAAGGAGAUGCAUGCAGCAAUGGAGGCGGGGAUGUCCCAGGGCUGGCUGAGACCCAUCGUGGGGAAGGAGUUUCCUCUGGAGAAGGCAGCCGAGACUCACGACCUUAUCAUCAACACCAAAAGUGCCCAGGGAAACAUUGUGCUGAAACUCUAGAAACUCCAACAGCUACAACAGCCAUGUAACAGCUCUCAUAGUCACAGCAAUACAGUCACUGGCUGCUCAGGCAGAGUUUCACAGUAACCAUAGCAACCUAUGAGCUGUCAUAUCAGCCAAAUGUUUUCCAUAGACGAUUGUUUAUGCUGCCUUAUGGAAUGUGUAUCCUAGUCUGCUCAAUGUGUAUUCUUUAAGAGUGCUUGUCUUGUAAUCUCAUGCAAAUAUUCAAGAUUUGUGAGUUUUUAAGGGACCUUGGGGUAGCCAAGUGGUUAAAGCGUUCGCUUGUCACACCGAAUCCGCAGCUUCAAUUCCCCACAUGGGUACAAUGUGUUAAACCCAUGGUGUAUCCUCCCAUUAUAUUGCUGGAAUAUUGCUUAAAGUGGAGUAAAACCCAACUCCUCAUGACUAUUGUGCUUGUCUUGUAGUCAGAUGCACAUAUUCAGGGUGAAGGCUCUGUAGGAUGAAACACAGUCUGCAUUCAGACAGAUAAUUGUUUUCUCAGAAUGUUUACAUGGAUAUAAAGAGUUUUACUCAGAA